UUGCUGCUGGGUUCGAGAGGACGUUCAGAUUGCAAGUCUUCAACACGCAAAAAUGAGCACAGCAAAAAAAACCAGAACAGAUAGUGGGAGAUCAUUUCGAGAGGCUUGGACAGAGUCAUUUGGAAUGGUUGAACACAAUGGGAAAGCGUUAUGUACUUUGUGUAAUGAAAGCGUUGUGUGUCGCACGUCAAGUGUCAGGCGGCACUUUGACACCAACCACAAAAGUAUUGCCCAACUUGGUGAAAUGGAAAGAAAAGAGUUUCUUGAAGAGAAAUUGAGGAAACAUCGUUCCCAGUCUCUUAGUUUUUGCAACGAUCUUUCUACAGCACCUCAUCUGGCAGCUGACAGUUUUCAAAUUUCAGUGUGCGCAGCAAAACAUGGGAAGCCCCUCUCUGAUGGGGAUAUUAUCAAAAUGGCCAUGUUGUCUGGAAGUGAUUCCCUUUUCCAUGAUUUCCCAAACAAGGAUAAAAUUAUUCGACGCCUCUCUGAGAUGCCACUUAGAAGAAAUACUGUUAAAGAUCGAGGCCAGUGCAUGGCAAGUGACGUUAGCCAGCAGCUCACCACUGACUUACAAAAGGCAGCCUGCUACUCCAUGUGCUUGGAUGAAAGCACAGAUAUAAAUAAUCACACCAGGCUAGCAAUAAUUUUGCGUUAUGCUGUUGGUGACAUCAUGAGAGAAGAGCUGGUGAAACUGGUGUCUUUUCCUGAAAGGACCCAAGGAAUAGAAAUCUAUGAUGCUGUGAUGGAGGCUUUUUUGUCACAUGACAUAAGGCCAGAAAAAGUGGUUUCAAUUACUAGUGAUGGGGCACCUUCUAUGGUGGGGGAAACAUCUGGUUUCAUACAGUUCUUUGUUAAAGAAGCGAAGCAUCAAAUCAUUCAGUUCCACUGCAUUAUACAUCAAGACGCUCUUUGUGCCAGCAAAAAAUUUGACGAUGUCCUCAAAGAUGUCACAAAAAUGGUGAAUUACAUCAUGUCUCAUGCACUGAAUUUUCCACAGUUUCAAGCACUUCUUGAGGAAGUUCAGGCACAGUAUAAUUGUUUACUUAUGUACGAUAAUGUCCGGUGGCUGAGCAGAGGGCAAGUCCUGGAGAGAUUUGUAGCCUGCUUGGAUGAAAUCAGGCUGUUUACAAAUGAAAAAGGGCAGGAAUAUCCACAGCUCACUGAUACGGCCUGGCUUGCCAACCUCAUGUUUUUUACAGAUUUUACACGACACUUCCAUGUACUGAACCAACAACUGCAAGGGGUCGGGAAAACAGCAGAAAGGAUGUUUUGUGAUAUCAAAACAUUUGAGAGAAAACUGCAGGUUUUUGAGAGAGACCUUGAAAGUGGGCAGCUGAAAUAUUUUCCAAAUCUAAAAAGGCAUUUCGAAAAUUCUGCAACAUUUGCAGGCAAUCCUACAAGCCGCCAGGAAAUCUACAAGGAAUUUUCUAGCAUUGUAGCAGCUGCAAUGAUGAAUUUUAGUAACCGUUUUUUACAGUUCCGUAAGAUGGAGACAACCCUGUGUUUUCUUACUUCCCCAGAUAAAGCCAAAUUUGAAGAACUUGAUCUUUCCUGCUUACACUGGUUAGAUUUAGGAAACCUGGAAAUGGAGCUAUUGGAAUUUCAAGAAAGCUCCAUCUGGAAAAAUAAAUUCUAUGACUUGCGUGAAACACUUGAGAAGAUAGAAGGGAUGGCAAAGGACAGCACAGUUAGCUCUGAAAAUGAGAUCCUUAAAGUUUGGAAUUUUCUGCCAAGUAGUUUUAAGUCAAUGAAAGCACUUGGGAUUGCGCUUCUUACUUUAUUUGGAUCAUCUUACGCUUGUGAGCAGCUGUUUGACAGCAAAAUGAAAUCCUUAAAGUGUGGAAUUCUCGGCCAAAUAAUUUUAAGCCAAUGAAAGCAAUUGGGAUUGCUUUCCUUACUUUGUUUGGAUCAUCUUAAAGCUUGUGAGCAGCUGUUUGACACCAGAAAUGGACAAACAGAUGACCCGAAUGCUGCAUGUGUCGCUCUCAAACUUACAAAGUAUGAGCCAAAGUUGGACAGAUUAUCAGCAUGCAUACAACAGCAAAAGUCACCUUAAUUAGAGCUGCCGUGGCGCAGUGGUUAAGAGUCCAGUCCUGCAAGCUACAUCUGCUGAUCCGCUGGCUGCUGUUUGGCACAUCGAAUCUCACCAGGCUCCAGGUUGGCUCAGCCUUCCAUCCUUCCGAGGAUUGGCACUAGGAAGCCUCCAUGGGUCGAAGAGAGCCCUCCCUUGAGCAGAGGGACACGAGGCUGGCUCUUCAACGCAUGUUUAAAAUGAAUUCAGAAAGUCAUUGGCCCAAAUGAAGAUGUUUUGUCAGCCUUACGAGGGAGGUGAGAGGCCAUGAAGUCAAACUUCCCAAUCCAUGGAGGACUCCCGUCAUGGCGUCAGCAGAUGGAGUGUCGUGGGCGCAAGCAGCAGGAACGAGAUGAGAUACAGUUCUGAGAGGUUUCCAAGGACUCCGGCUCCAUUCUUCCUUCAGGGACCUUCCUCUUCAGGGAGGCUCCAAUUCAGCAUCUCGUUGGCUCACCUAGGUUCUUUCCUUCAGCCUCAGUGUGUACAUUUGGAGAAUCAUCGCUUGGGAAAUGUGAUUUCGAGUGAGCCAGGUUAUGAGCCUCUUUGGCUCAUAACCUUAAAAGGACACAAUCCUUUUAAGCUCCUUUGUCAGCUUAGCGGAAGGAAUGCAGGUAAUCCCUGGGUUACGAAUGUAAUAGAGCCUGCCAAUUAUAUUCGUAACACGAGGAUUUGUUUGAUUGAAUCCCGUUAAAUGAACCUGAUCGCUCCCUGCUUUCCCCAGUGCAUUUGUUAAUUGAAUGUGUAGGUCAUUAAAUGCACACGAGAUAUCUCAGAGUGGGGAAGAGCAUGCGGGGCCUCCAAAGCCACCUCCAAUCCAAUGAAAUACCUCAUGCUCCCUUGGGAUCCCCACAAUUGCUUCCCCACAUUCUGUCCUGCUGGGUCUCCACAGUCUGGGCCUGCUUUGCUGGCAUCCUGGAUUCCACUUACUCCCCACUCCCCCAACCCGUUUCCCAUAGAUUACUUUCUUUUACCCACUGGCAGAGAAGCCAAAGCGUUUUAUUCAGAUGGCGACGAAGCUGUAAGAACGUGACUUUAAGGAAAAUGUUUUCGCCAGCUUCUGACAAAAGACUUCGGCUUGGGGCCACGUGUCCAGCAGGCCUCUGGUAGUAGAAAAGGCCUGGGCAGGGCCACAGGGAUCCAGCUUCAGGGAUCGAGACAGCGGUAGCAGCCGCCGACCUCAUUCGAACUAGCCAGUGGGCAGCAAGCAGGAGGCUCCUUGAGGCCAGUCAGACUGGGCCCAAACUCAGCCUGCAGGCCUUCAUGGCAGAGAAGCUGGUCUUUUAUUCAGACGGGGAAAGCGGUUUUCUCUUUGUGGUGAACAACUGCUGUGGUGCUGCAAAAUUUGUAGCUUUGGGCCUUGUUUGGAAGCGCCAGGGGAGUGCUCCGUGUAGCUUUGAACAUUCGCUAAGGGAAUGCUCGUAACCCGGGGAUUACCUGUACGGCGCAGCGUAGUCUGAAGACAGGCGCCUCCAGGUUUACUACAAAUACUGAAUCACGCAGGAGUGGCUUCAAAAGCCACCCGAAAGGGAAACGGUAGCAGAUCCGCCUCUCGCUCACCUGGCCUGGGUUUAUUGCCCUUUCUUAAAUGUACAUUCUGAAAUUAAAUCUAGUAUUCUAGUCAAAGCUGGCCAAUAGAAGGGAAAUAAGAUUAUAAAAGAAGUUGCAAAUAAAGGUUUUCCUCAAAUC
Messenger RNA from Thamnophis sirtalis, 3757 nucleotides. RefSeq names its product general transcription factor II-I repeat domain-containing protein 2A. The record is from RefSeq and is a predicted model, not a curated record. Lineage: Eukaryota; Metazoa; Chordata; Lepidosauria; Squamata; Natricidae.